This is a messenger RNA of Rubroshorea leprosula, 1062 nucleotides long. Lineage: Eukaryota; Viridiplantae; Streptophyta; Magnoliopsida; Malvales; Dipterocarpaceae. The record is from the annotation of a GenBank genome assembly.
ACACGGUUAAAAUCAUAUAUACUCCAUUAUUGUACAUAUCUUUAGUUUCCUUGUGUAACUACAAACUUUUGUAUAUACAUGGUUCAGCAUUGUGAAUAAAGAUCAUCAGUUUCCUGUGACAAAAGCUUGUUCUGUCAGUGGUAUCAGAGCUAAAAUCUCAAACGAGACUAGUACUCAACAACCAUGGCCGACGAAACACCCAAAACCACAGAAUCUAAAACCCAACAAUCAAGCAAUGGCAAAACUGUGGGCACCAGGCCAUGUCCUCCAGAGGAUGACUUACCAGACUCACCAUAUGAUCUAUGGGUGAGGCAAGAUCAAUCAAUACAACAUGCAAUUCUGACUUCAGUAUCAGAAUCUAUCCACCCAUAUGUCUCUAGUGCUGAGACGUCGCAUGAAGCUUGGGUGAUACUUGAAAGGCUGUAUGCAAAUGGCUCUCGUACAAGAAUAAAUGCACUAAAAGAGAGGCUACAAAACCUUCAAUGUGAAGGCCAAGCGGUAGCAGAAUAUCUUCACACUGCAAAAAUUCUGAUUGAUCGGAUUGGAAAUGCAGAGAAGGUACCCCUAAGCAACUAUGAUAUUCAAGUUUAUCUUCUUAAUGGUUUGGGACAUGAAUACAGGGAAUUCAAGGCUUCAAUUCGAGCUCGUGAUGGACCCCCACUGUCAUUCGAAGAUUUACAAGACAGACUUCUAGCUCAUGAAGAGUCCUUACAAAGAGAGGAGGCCCUUGUCAAUGAUACUAAUACACCCAUUACAGCACAAUUUGCUUCUGUGCAUCCUCGCAUAGUUGGAAAUCCCAACAGCUAUGGUGGCUUUAGUGAUCGAAAUUCAAUAGGUGGUCAUCACAAUUCUUAUGGACUCCAGGAGUGCUCAAACCGAACUUAUAGACCCAAUUCUGCAUCUGGGACCAACCAAUUUAAUGGAUAUGUUCCAAUGGGCCGUGGAGGAGGCCGAGGACACUGUGGAGCUCGAGGAAGAAAAAAAUAAUUGGAAUUUCUCCAACAGGUAUAAUAAUUGUAAUACUAAUGCCUGUCAAUUGUGUAAUAAUUUUGGACAUUUUGC